AUGCAGCCAGGACAAACUGGAGAGAGCCAACAGAGGGACCACCCGGCGUUAAGAGGGAUGGGGAUUUCCCCUGAGCCUCGCGGCUUUCAUGCGGUCUCGCGGCCGCCUCCUCUCUUUCCCCAGCACGUGGCACACAGUGGGCGCUGGAUGACUCUUUCUCAGACCGUUCCUCGGACUCCGAGUCCCUGUGUCUCUGUCUCCAUGAGUGGUCAGGCUGUCCCUGCGUCUCUGAUCAGGUCUCUGUCUCUCUAUCUCCCUGAGUCUCGGGCUCCCGGAGUCCCUGGGGGCGCUGUCCGGAGGCGCCGGCGGCGGGAAGGCUGGGCUCGGUGGCCCCGGAAGCCGGAGCGGAGGUGGGAGGGCACGCCGGAGCUUCGCUCCCAGCGAAUCACGCACCCGCCGGAGACCUCCCGACAGCCUGGGACCGCCGCCGCCGCCUCCAUGGGCGCAGAGCACCAGGCCCGCGCCUGCCUCGCCAGCUGCGGCCCCGCCACGCCGCCCGCCCUGCGAGAACUGCUGCGCAUGCUCCAACGAUUCGCCGGAGCCUCUGGCCGGCGGUGCCAAGAGCAGAGCCUGGCAGACACUGGCAGGCUCCUGCCUGCCCUGAGCCAGGCCUGGGCUGAGCUGGGUGCCGCUGAGGCCCAGCCCUUCCUUCGCUGCCUCCUCAGCUGUCAGCUGGAGGCCAUGGGCAGCCUGGGGGCCUUCCGCAAGCUGGAGAAGAUUGUGGCCACGUUGGCUGCAAGCAGAGAGAGCAUGGUGUCUGAGGAAGUGGCCAGGAUGCUGGGCAGCUUGACCCAAGGCCAGCAGGAACGGCCUGGGCUGCUUGGGGCUUCCUCCCGCCCCCUGGGGUCUUGGGUCUGACCAUGCUGUGGACGCUGAUGCCUGCCUUUGCCUUCUA
Phascolarctos cinereus (koala) is the source of this 895-nucleotide messenger RNA. RefSeq lists its product as uncharacterized. The record is from RefSeq and is a predicted model, not a curated record. Lineage: Eukaryota; Metazoa; Chordata; Mammalia; Diprotodontia; Phascolarctidae.